AUGGCACGUUGCCACAGGUACGAUGGGUUUCGGAAAGGUGAAGGAUUCAGGGCGCUGCUCUACUUCAUUGCAUAUGUGUUUGGGGUAUUGUACGGCAUUGACACAUCCCCUAUCGUCGCCAGCAUACUGGCCGCUAUCCACAUGGUGUACAUCAUUCCCAUCCUGACAGGCAGGGCGGUGCACGAGUCUGUUUCGGGGGAUGGCAUCGUAGGAACAUACAGUAUUGAGAGCACCGGUAUCAGGUUCAAUUGUAACGUCAGUACUGCUGUGAGGUUGGCUGUGUAUGGCAUGUUUGCCGUCCUCCUCGUCUCGGCCAUCGUGGAGAUCUGCAUCGUAUCCAUCGGUCUCAAAGGUGGGCCACUCGAGGAGUACAAGCGUGCGCCCAUCGUCCCCCUUCUGUAUGCGGAGGUGUUCCUUUGGGUGCUGGCCCUGGCGUGGACAGUGUACGGCACGUACAUGGUCGUCAGCCCCGUCGUGGCAGCUCAGUGCUGGGACAACAAUCCCUGUAACUUGAGCAGGUACCUUGACCGUGCUGACCAGGUGCUGGAUGGGAGCGUGGACGACGCCGGAUUCAACCUGGAUCUGCUGAUUGAGGGAGGGACGCUGGCCGCCGUCCGGGCCUACAACCAGCAGCUCCGGAGCCUGGGGUACCUGACACGCAACAUCGAGCUGGCGUUCCUCAACCUCUCCGGCCUGCCCUAUGACCUGGAGCGAGUGGCCCAGGGCGCACCCUGGGCCGGGUGCCAGAACGAAUCCUGCGCGUGGCUCAUCAGUGCCUCUGAUGCAUGCGAGCAGUGGGACCUGCUCCUGGCACUGCCUGUGCCCCGCGAUAACAAGCGAUAUUUUAUGAUCCUGGUGUGGACGGGCUGGGGCCUGCUGGCGUUCAAAGUUUUCCUGGUGGCACUUGCCUUCAACUCCUUCCCCGACUACGAGGAUGUGGAGAGCUGGGAGGGAGGGCUGAGGGUGUUCAGCCGCCUGUGCUGCUUUGGCAACGUCCUUCAUGAAGAGGUCAUGGAAGAAAGGCACGUGCCUUCCCGCGUCAUCGCCCAGAGCCUGAGCAUGCUCUUCGGCAGCAUCGACCUGGACCCCACCGACCGCCUCUUCGCUGCUCUGCUGCUGGCGGAGCAGCAGCGGGACCAGCGUCAGAUCAACAUGCGCCUCAUGCUGGACAGAGCCGGCUUCAAGAUGCGCCAGGCAAAGGGCGGGGCCUUCUUCAAGGGUCGCCGUGCCUGGAAUAGCGGAGAGCUUGAUCCGGAAGAGUCACAUGGUGUUCGGGGACAGGGCAUGCACGCCUUCCAGCCCUGGCUCGGAGCUGUGGAGGAGGGCCGCUACCCCGUGUACUGCAGGACGGGGCUGCAUUACGACGACGCAGGCUUGGGCGAGGAGAACGGGGGCUGGGAAGCCUCGCCAGGAGGUCUCAACGCAUCACGCCCGCCGUGGACCCCCUGCCUGCGCGUGACGCAUAGGUACAUGCCCAUGCUCACCCCUGCCGAGGUACCUGCUGAAUACCUGUCUCACAUCAACCCAGUGGAGGUGGCCGCUGUCUGCUCGGGGCCGCAGAGACCCGUGAUGGCAUCAGCUUUGCAAGACAUGCACCGCAUGGCAACCUUUGCGGUUGCAGCCUAUGGCGUGCAGAACCAGGCAUGGAACGGCGGAAGACCGAUGGACCUGCUCUAUGUCUCAUUGAGCCUGGCAGAUCUUGUCACAGACCUGCUCAGUCAGCCAGUCGACGUCUCGGACUGGCUGCCUGCUUGGGUCCGGAAGGAGAUUGCUGAAGACCAGCCCGUCUAUGCCCAUGCUGGGAUAGUCUCGGCUGCAACAGCCGUCCUUGUCGACAUGGAGGAGAAGGACAUUCGGUGCUGGGCAUUCUGCCCGCCGGGCGGCCUGAUGAGCUGGAACCUGGCUCAGCUGACUCGCAGGUUCUGUACCUCGAUCGUGGUGGGCAAGGAUGUGAUCAGCCGCAUGUCGUUCAAUGCUCUCAAGCGGACGGUGGACGAAAUGGUCAUCUGCCUUGCCAGGUACUGCAAGACAUCCUACUUUCAUGAUCUAGAGCAGCCUGAGCUCUACCCCCCGGGCGACUUGGCCUUCCUCAGGCCCUUCAAGCAGAGGCAUAUGAAAGAGUCCUUCUGGGAUGCUGUUUGGAUCAGUGCCAACGGGGCCUAUUCCAUCGAAAGCACCGGCAUCCAGAACAAUUGCAGCGUCGGCACGGCCGUCAGAGUGGCUGUGUAUGGCAUGUUUGCCGUGAUGGUGGUGGCAGCAUGCCUGGAGUUUGCCAUCGUCUCCAUAGGAUUAAAUGGUGGACCCCUUGAGGAGUCUAAGCGGGCUCCCAUUAAACCACUGCUCUACAUUGAGUUUUUCCUCUGGAUAGUCCUCCUCUCCUGGACAGGGAACCUGACCCUGCUCCAGGAGAUCGAGGCAGAGGGCGACGGCGACGAUUCAACCCAAGUUGUCACAGAUAUUGAUUUCACUGCGACAGGGGGUAGCAGGGCUGCGGUCGCUCUGUACAACGAGCAGGUCAAGGGCGUGGGCGCCCUCACACGUAACUUUGAGGCCGCCUUCCUGAACGCCACAGGGGUGCCCUUCAACCCAGAUGCCGCGGGGGAGAGCGCCCCCUGGUUUCCGUGCCAAAACUCCACUUGCCAGAAGCUCAUCCAGAAUGCGGAUGAGUGCACAGAGUGGGACAUCCUGCUCAGGCUCCCUGACCCAUCCAAUCGGAAGGCUUUCUUUGAGGGCCUGGUCAUCCUCGUGGUGGUGGCCUUCAAUUCCUUCCCGGACUACACCGAGGUUGACAGCUGGGAGGGCAGCCUGCGACACAUGAGCCGCUUUUGUUGCUGUGGCUCCAUCAUGCAGGAGGCUGUGCUGGACACUUCGGAGCCGGCUUCCCGUGAGAUUGCCAAGAGUCUUAACAUGUUGUUUGGAGGCAUCGACCUUGACCCCACCGACCGGCUCUUUGCAGCCCUCCUCGUUGCAGAGCACCAGAGUGACCUGCGACAGCGUAGCGUGCGGCACAUGCUCAGCAGAGCCGGUGCGCGGGAGGAGGUGCUGGGUGUCCUGAUGUGUGCUGCGCUGGGGGGCACCUCUCGCUACAUCCGGGUUUGGUGGCCAUUCAAGAGGGCCAUGGUGGCAGCUCCGCCACUCAACUUGUCACUUUUGCAUGCAGGGUUCAUCACAAACAUGCAGAAGCGAGGGACCUUCAUCACUGGACCUCAGCGUCGAGAUGGCGGGCAACUGGAGCACUUCCCUGAACCCAGGCCAAAGCAGUCUGUGAGCUGGCACCUGCCCCCAUCCCCCUUCAGCACCAAGGCCGCCGACAUCCGGCCCAUGUAUCGCCGCACGACCCUCAAGCUGGACGAGGGGGCGUUGGAGGAGGGUGGUCAUCUGGACAAGGCUGCAUCGGGGACGGACUCCCCCAGCCUGGAGUGGGUGCGGGAGCAGCUGGGGACCCGCCUCACUAUGGCCUACCGAUAUACACCCAUCGUCACCCCAGUCUGCCUGCCGGCCGUGUACUGCGACCACCUCACGCCACAGGAAGCGGCUGACAUCUACUCGGGUCCUCGGGAGGGCGUCCCCACACAUCAGCUGAGGCAGGCCCAGAGUAUGUCCCUGUACGCCAUCGCGGCGUAUGGGCUGCAGAACAUCGCAUGGGGACGGGGAAAGCGUCCACCCACCUGUGCUGCCAACGUAAAUCUGUUCCGGAAGUGCAUGAGCAAGGUGUUUCGACUCCAGAACUCGUACAGGCAGCAGAACUGUGAAGCCAUCCUGGAGGUCACAGACGCCAACACUUCUGGGGGCGCCCUGCCCUACCUUGUGAUGCGCCACAGGCCCAGCAACUCUUUGGUCAUCUCCAUCAGGGGCACCGUGAGCAUGGAGGACCUCAUCACGGAUCUGCUGAGUCAGCCCGUGGACGUGUCUGACUGGCUCCCCCCAUGGGUCCAGGAGGUACGACUCACUGGCUUCUGA
Messenger RNA from Auxenochlorella protothecoides, 3960 nucleotides. RefSeq lists its product as hypothetical. The record is from RefSeq and is a predicted model, not a curated record. The transcript has 26 exons. NCBI's taxonomy places the organism in Eukaryota, Viridiplantae, Chlorophyta, Trebouxiophyceae, Chlorellales, Chlorellaceae. Bases 1 to 3960 code for a protein of 1319 amino acids.